AAAUCAACAGCCUAGAUUAGGACAGAGACACCUACGCUGCUGAGUGUGUCCUCCACGACGUUAACGGGUUGGCAGACUUCAAACCAUCAAUUUUAGGUCGCUGUGAGAAGCAGUAUUUUCUUUUAUUUUACGGAGAAACAACUGCGCAGCGACCUAUCAGUUAAAAUGUGUGAAAAUAUAGGAGUCACCGUUCCUGUUGUGAUUGAGCCUGGCGACAGCCUGGUGAGCACUGUCGUGGAGGAUGUCUCGCAUCAGUUGGGCCCGACAUCUCCUAAGGGGAACACCGACGAAGGUCCGGCACCAGGAUCGGAAGCUCCAGUUGUUAUUGUUGCCCCUUCUUUAAGAGUUGAAAAACUGAAAGGAAAUGGAAAUAGCCAUGAUUCCAGCUUUUGUGUCAGCGAGGAAGAGGGUGGUGGUGGACAUCAUGAUUAUUCAGACGAAGGAGAUGGGGAUCAUUCUGGUAAUAACAGCAGCGUUCCUGAUAUGGCUUUGGAUGUUGAUGCCUUGAUAGAUCCUCCAGAUGAAGAGCUGCAACAAAAAAUAAUUAACCUUGUGGAAUAUUAUUUUUCGGAUGAAAGCAUUUUGAAAGAUGCUUUUCUUCUCAAACAUGUCAGGCGGAAUCGGUUCGGGUUUGUGAGUAUCAAACUAAUUACCUCUUUUAAGAAAAUGAAAACGCUGACCAAAGACUAUCGUGUUGUAGCACAUAGUUUAAAAGGAUCAGAGAAGCUUGAACUUAAUGAUGAGUGUACUAAAGUGAGAAGAAAGGAUCCUUUACCAGAUUAUGAUGAAACAGUCCCCUCAAGAACUGUAGUUGCCCUUAAUCUGCCACUUGAAAAUCCAACGAUGGAAAACAUGGCUGAGAUCUUUUCAAAGUGUGGUUGUGUAAAUAAUUUUAGAAUUUUACGACCAGGUUGUUCGAUUCCUUCUGAUUUACAUAAAUUUGCUUGCAAACAUCCAGAGUUAGGCUCAACUAUGUGUGCUGUUGUUGCAUUUGAGAACUAUGAACAAGCUAAAAAGGCUUGUGAAAUUCUUACAAACAAUGACGACUGGAGAAAAGGAAUGCGAGUAGUUCCUCUUAUGGUUCCCAAAAAAAAAGAAGACAAAGAAAAGAAAGAGAAAAAAGAAAAGAAAGAAAAAAAGAAAAAUGAUAAAGAUGAAGACAUCUCCCCAGAAGAAUAUUCAACUGACGAUAAGAAAAGACGCCGUCGUGGCGGUCGGCGGAAAAAGACCAGAGUUGAUGAACUGACUCAAGACUCGUCUUGUUACAGCAGUGGAUCUGAAGGUGAUUCUCCAUCAAAAUCUCUUUCAUCUACGAACAAGUAUCGAAGUGGAGAUCACCUCAGUCCAAAUUUGACACCUCCUAGAGGGGGACGUACUAGUCCUGCUGGGAGUCCCCAUAACAAACGAAGGGGUUAUGGAAAAUCACCUCUGGCUGAUUCCAAUUCAGGUCUUAGUCCCAGAAGCAGCCCUGAAACUGUUCGUCGAGGUAUUGAUUCAUCUGGUGGCGAUAGUACUCCGUCAAGCCCGUGGGUGCAGAGGCGCCUGAGAGUCGCCCAGGAAAAGAUAUCUGGUGGGAGUCCACUGGGCAGCCCUCUUUUGGGAAGACGCAAUCCAGAUGGCACUUUUGUUCAUGGAUCUAUACCUAGAAUGCUUGACAUGACAAAUGUGUUACGUCAGCCUAAAGGCCCCGAUGACACCAAGGGAUUUUACGGAGGAAUGGGCAGAGGGAAACCCAGAAGUAGUACCAUUGCUUGAGUAAAAGUCAAAUGCAUUUAAAUUAUGUACGGUAAUGUUUUUCCUAGACAAGGUUCUUUUCAUCAAAUAAUCUUGAAAUAAAAUGUUAAUCGUAUUUCUUCUCCAACUUGUGCAGUGGGAAGUGUAAGUGGUUUAGAGUUCUGAAGUUUUGCUUUAGUCAAAAUUGUAAUUGUAUGCAAUCUUGGUGAUUAAGUAGUAAAUGUAUUGGUUAUGUGUG
This is a messenger RNA of Lymnaea stagnalis (great pond snail), 1972 nucleotides long. NCBI's taxonomy places the organism in Eukaryota, Metazoa, Mollusca, Gastropoda, Lymnaeidae. The record is from the annotation of a GenBank genome assembly.